Molecule: messenger RNA, 564 nt
Organism: Panicum virgatum (switchgrass)
Lineage: Eukaryota; Viridiplantae; Streptophyta; Magnoliopsida; Poales; Poaceae
Product: translation initiation factor IF-2-like
Exons: 1
Coding region: 1-564 (187 amino acids)
Source: RefSeq, a predicted model, not a curated record
AUGUCUGCCGCCGCCGCGACGGAGUCCGCGCCGUUUUGCGUCAACGCGGGCACCGCAGGGCCGCGUCCCCACGGCCACCUCGUGCUCCCGGCGGGCCGGGUCCGCGAGGUGCUCGCGUUCGCGGCGGGCGCCGUGGCGGACGCGCUCGUGCUCCUCUCCUCCGCGCACCGCGUCUCCUCACCUGCGCCUCCGCCCGGCCGCCUCCUCGCGCGGCGGCGCGGCCCCGCACGCCGCGUCUCCUCCCCUCGCGCCCCCGCCCCGCCGCCUCCUCGCGUGACGGCGCGUCCCCGCGCGCCGUGUCUCCUCCCCCUCGCCUCCGUCCCCGCCCGGCUGCAUCCUCGCGCUGCGCGUCUCCUUCCCCGCGCCCCCGCCCGGCCGCCUCCUCGCACUGCGGCGCGUCCCCGCGCGCCGCAUCUCCUCCUCUGCGCCUCCGCCUCCCCGUCCGUCCGCGACGCACUCUCCGCCGCCGACUCCUCGCCCGAGCGUCGAGCGGAGGCCCCGGGCUGCGGCGGGAGGGGGGACGGGGAGACCGGUGCGGCGGGCGGGCGGGCGGGGAGAUCGUAG